Messenger RNA from Dermacentor andersoni, 7562 nucleotides. RefSeq names its product gonadotropin-releasing hormone receptor-like. Gene Ontology annotation, biological process: cellular response to hormone stimulus; G protein-coupled receptor signaling pathway. Gene Ontology annotation, molecular function: peptide binding; G protein-coupled receptor activity. Gene Ontology annotation, cellular component: plasma membrane. NCBI's taxonomy places the organism in Eukaryota, Metazoa, Arthropoda, Arachnida, Ixodida, Ixodidae. The record is from RefSeq and is a predicted model, not a curated record.
GAGCCAGCAAGGCGCGCCAAUCGCGGCGUACACCGCGCAAGAGGUAACUGAGAAAGAAAGGAGAGCGACAACUGAAAAGGGAGAGCCGCAGGGAAAGGGGGAGCCGUAGAGAAUGAGGAGCCGCGUACUCCUCCUUGCCGGUGGCGGCCCCUGUCGCCUCGGUUCCGCCGGGGCCUCGUCGGUGUCGCGCGCGCCCGUAGGGUCCACACAUGCCACCUCGGCCGCCCGCUUCGACACGUCCGGACCCUCUCUCGCUCUGGAUUAUAUGCGCGCGCCGUCGGUCUGGGAGAGAUCGAGAACCGACGACUGAUGGAAUGGGCAGGACCACACAAAUUACACGUGGCGUAAUGAAAAAGAAAGCACAAGAUCCUGAAAGUAAAAGCCAUCUUGUGCCCAGCUCAGAGGCCACCAAUUGGCACUCGGGACCAACUUCACGCAUAAACUGGCUUUGAAAGAGUCGUGUCGCUGACAGUGGGGCUGCACGCGGCAUGCCCCUUCUCUAGGAAUGACUGAAGCGGACGUUUUCAACGCCACGUUGGACGACCUUCCGUACGGCAGUGACCCCACAGGCAACCUUACGGCGCUUUUCGACAACGCCACCGGAAACCUUGCAUCGGACGAAGUUUUGGGUCCACGUUACCACAAACGAGUCCGGAUCAGCAUUAUCGUCACCAUGAUAAUCCUCUCCGUAGUCGGCAACAGCGUCGUCUGCUGCAACCUACUUGUCAAGCAUCGUCACCGUCGCGUGUCCAAGGCCAGGGUGCUCUUUCUGAACCUCGCCAUCGCCGACCUCCUGGUGGCGUGCGUGACGAUGACCUCGCAGGUAGUGUGGGAGGUGAUGGGCCGUCUGUGGAUCGCUGGCGACGUCUUCUGUCGCUUCUUCAAGUUCCUGCAGACGUUCACGCUCGUCUCCUCCACGUACAUGCUGGUGGCCAUCGCCGUGGACAGGCACAUCGCCAUCGCAACUCCGCUGGCGCCCAGCCCCGACCCGUGGAAGUUGGCCGCAGUCACGUGGGUGGCUUCGUGCAUGCCUUCGCUGCCCAACGUCUAUGUGUUCCACAGCGUCGAAGUGGCACCGGGAAAGUGCUUCUGCGCGUCCAUCUUCUACGACCGCGGCACACCACUCUACCACCGCCAGAUCUACAUGGGGUUCGUGUUCUUCAUGGUGUUUGUGGCGCCGCUCGUACUCCUGAUUGCGUUCCACACUGGAAUACUCUGGACGCUUUGGAAGCACAGCGCGACAGGCCGGAAGGUGGGCCAGCAGACUACUUCGUCGCUUCCGCGGGCAAAGGUGAAAACGUUGAAGAUGACGGCCGUGGUAUUCGGUGCCUUCCUGGUGACCAACGUGCCGUACAUGGUGCAAGAGGCCAUUCUCGCUUUCGGCAACCCCGGCAUCCUGGACGGCAAUGUGGUGGCUCUGUUCGGCGUCAUAUCUGCAUCAAACAGCGCCAUCAAUCCGUACAUCUUCCUGUACUUUCAACGGCCGCGCAAGGACGCCGGCAACGGCGGUUUCUGCCGAAGAGUGUCCCGAAUGGUGCGCGAGUCGCUCACUUGCCGCCUGCUCAACAGGGCCCACACAGAUUCGCAGGUGUCCACUGACCCGGCUGACGCUUACUCGCCGGCGCGCCUGCACACAGCGUGCAACACUGCAACGAACGGCGACGGCGCACUGACGCCCAAAGACAAGGAGAGCAAAAUGUGUUGAUCGAGCCUGUGUGCAAGAGCCUCUGUGCUGGGACUACGUGUGAAUCGUGCACUGUGUUGCUCCGCCGUAAACCCGGUCGCUACGUCGUCAAACGUGUAGUUGCGCUUUGUCGUAACGCCAGGACUUUGGCUUUGACCCGCGAGAAAUGUUCUAACGAAAAUGGUGGCAUUCGUUUUGAUAUGUGAUGUGCUCGUGCAGUGUCGUUUUACAGACCGUGUCAUAACGUGCGGGUUGCGUGGGGAGUGGCAUCACCACAAACUCUCUCGUCAUAACGCGAGAACGGCAGCCAUAGAGUACGCUGUGCCGGCGGGCUACACCCUUCAGCUGCUGGAGCGUGUUCUCAAGAAAACAGCAGUAUUAGUGCUUCAAGUUAACAGCAAGAGUAAAGCUGACUACCUGCUGUAUUUGGCAUCAGUGCGUUGCUCAACUAUAGCGAUCUGGAAGGAGUUGAACAUUGACUUUAUCACUGGGAGUUACGAACGUUGACUGAACGUGAUGGUGUUCCGAGUGUCCAUGGCUUCGUGCGAUCCCUAGCCUUGUUCUCAAUGUCAUUUAUGCUAAAACAAUUGUACAUCUCGUUUCGUUUAGCUUUAGGGACACCAGAGAAGUUACCUAAGAAAUACUCGCGCAUUUUUUGUGCACGAUAAUUAGUGGUGAAAAGAGGUGUACUGCACAACGAGAGAGUAUCCCGUGUGCACUCUGUACAAGGUGAAUGUGCACAGUGCAACAUGAAAGGCUAUAGCAAUUAAUAGAAAAUAUGCGUACUUUUUCCAGCACAUCUUAUUUGUUAAUCGAUAGCGUGACCUUCAUUUAGACUAUAAUGCUUGCGCAUGGAAGGCUUUAAGAAUAAAACUGGCACUGAAACUUUGGAGGAGCAGAGAAACCAUUUGUUCAUGCUCUUAUUUUUUUUUUUCCUUAAGGAACACGCACUCUCUCUGGGUACAAUGUGGAACGUUAUAUUCCCCAGCAUUCACUGAAUAAUACAAUUUUCAUAUAACUGCUCACGCUGAAUGCCAGAGUAUCAAUUUCCGGCCAAUUUGAUGCAGCGAGUAAUGUGGUAAGCACGCGACAUCAGGCAGGUCGCGUGAGUCAACAAAACUGUGGCAGCAGUGAGCUGCUUAACGGCCGAACCAGACCGUUUGUUGUCGAGCCUCUAAAUAUAUAAAUUCAGAGGCGUUCACAAGGUAUCUAUAUAAGUGCUUAACGGUUGCGCUUACUGAAGAACUGGCCUCUACGAUAAACAUAAGCAUACGAAGCCAGGUAUCCUUGUGACUACGAAUGAUCUCUUGGCGAUAUAAAUUUUUUUGGAAUCAGGAGAAUUUCCAGCCAGCUCGAAUGAUAGGAGUUCGAAACGAAAAUAACGUUUAUUUCCGUAGCCCCUAAGAGUCAAAUAUGGCAAAGCCUUCAGAUAACACAUGCGCUACAGUUCGCUAAAGAAUAAAAAAUGCGUGCCUGCAAUCUAUUAAAAUGGGACAUUUUCAACACAGAUCUUUGUCUGUGUUCGCAUUACCGCAAACGUAUUAAUGUGGCUAUAUUCGACCUGGCGACAUAAAAUACGCACAUGGAAAAAUGUAUGGGAAUAAAGAGAGUUCGCAUCGAUUGCAAACGAAGUAAACAUUGAACUGGGAUGACAGUCAGUAGCUAUACGGGUGAUACAGUAUAAUACCUUCUAAACAGGUAUAUCUUAAAUAUAUGGAUAAAUAGCGCGAUGCAAAAGAAUUCAAUAAAGUCUUUUUAAAUGCAAAUAAAACAUGCCGGGACGUUUGAAACGGAAACAAAAAAUCGGAUCAGGAGAAGAAACCUUGAAAGAACGGAGUGGACAUCUCUCAGAACAUAUUUCAGGAGCAGAGUAUUGGUUUCAUGCUAGUCGGUGUCUCAUAUUUCAAGAAAAAGAAUUCGCUGCGGCUUAGCUCAGCUAACCCUCGAUAUGCAAAGCGAGAGCUUGGUUUAGCUUAAGUCUUGGUUUCACUUGGUUAGCGUUUGAUUUAGCUGUAAUUAUUAUAAUUAGGUAUACAAUGAUCGUUAAGCCGGGUAUGGCGGCUGUGCCUAGGUCGGUGGCUAGACGUGACUGUGACUAGGCUUGAGUAGACACGCAUCGUUUAACGGUGCGACGCCUGUUGUGCCACAGGGAAAGCGCCAGUGCUAGACAUGCAAAGAGACGCCGCGAACAUGCGCAGCGUCGAAGCACAAACGGACAUGACGCGAACACGGUCGCUGCAUUGAUAUCGGCGGUGCGACGCCUGUCGCAUUCCGGACUCUCUCCAGGGAAGCAGCUCGCCGGGGGAUAUCCGCCGAGUGGCAAGACGCCGCUUGGCGACGACGGCUCAAAGACUCCCGCUCCCCCGCAAAGCUCAGAGGAGAGGGCCUGGCCUCGCUCUCAUCCAUGACCAAGCUCGCACUAAGUGAGCGCGGCGCCCCUAGCCAGGCGCGUGGCGAGUCACGUGGUCAGGCGGCGACCCAGCUGCGGAGAGCGCAUGCGCCAAGCCGGCGGUUACGGCGGAGCUCGGCACGGCGAGUCACGUCAUGUGUUGCCAAGGCUACGGUGCAGCUGCGGUCAAAUGAAGAUCAAAUUGCUCACGACGGUGAAACUCUGCUCCACGCGGUUAGUAAAGCUGCAUAGAACAGGUGCGCACGGAAAAUCACAUACGCGCCCGUAGUGUUGCAUGUGUUUCUCCAUCCACGUCUGUAGCGCCGUUUCCUUUCCUUGAAAUAUUUUGGGAGACACAGAAGUGUUGAAUAAUUGGAAGAGCCACAACAAAUAACCAAAUGUCACAAUUGGAGUGCACGCGCAGGAGGUAUAGGGAAAAAGGAAAAAAAUGCAGGUGUAAAAACACUACAAAUCGGGAUGGAAAAGUACAUGACAGGAACAGGGAACACAAUGCAAAGUCAUUGCGAAAUAUGAAGUGUGCUGGUUAAUUACUAAAUACAAAAUUAAAUAAUGAAAUACAGCACGGCAUGCUAAAUUGCCUACAAAGUAGAAACAGAGGAGCAAAUAUUAGAGUUGAUCUUGAAGAGUUCAUCGAAGUUGAUCGAUCUUGAAGAGUUGACACUUUCCACGGGUACAGUUGAAUCUCCAUAUGAUGCAAUGCAAGUGUUGUGAAUUGUUAUGCGCAAGUAGGAAUAAUCAGUUAGUCGCAUUAAUCAGAGAAGUGGGUACCGUGCGCCAUGGCGGCUUGACCCCACUGUCUUUGAGAGAAAGAAACAUUAGGACAAAAUAAAUUCUCGGGUGUUGCGUGCCAAAGUCACGAUAUGCCCGUAAACACGCUAUAGUGGGGGACUCCGCCACGGUUUUGACUGCCUGGGUUCCUUAGCGUGCACCCAAUGACCCCUAAAAAGGAGCUUUUGCAUUUCGCGUCCAUUCUUUUGAAGGAAGGUGUAACAGCUUCGCUGGCCUUUGAUAAAUGAUUCUGCAAAGUGACAUACGUGCCCGCUCAAUGCAACUUUGUUUAAUCUUUAUUGAGACGUUCACAGCUUUUAGUGCGUUAAUUUCCCACAUUUUUUCCAUAGUCAAGUUCUCCAAUGACCCAUCUUUCACAAAUAUGGUAAGGGCACUAAAUAUGCAAGAAUUCUUUUCAUUUUCCACUAUUUUCGCCCAUUUUAUAUUGGUUCCCAAACCGCCACGUCCAUGUUAUCGCCGGUAUCGGCCACUCCUUGCGAUGGCGGUGAAAAAAUAAUCGAAUCGAAACAAAUAAUUUCCUUAAACAAUACUUGCCUAAUGUGCUUUGCAUCAAAGUGAUUGCUGGAGAAUACUGGAAGCCAUAAUUUCCAAAGGUCCCGUCUCCUUCGGCACAAGUUUUGGCUCCAUGUUCAAUGCACCGAGUAAAUAGCGAAUGCGUAGUUAGGGCCUCGAAGAAAUUCGGAUCUACUCGUCUCCCACAUUAGCGCCCAUCACGUUCGCAACUGCAACACUUCUUUUCUAGCUUGUUUUAAGCUUUAGCACAUAAAUGCAUUGAAGCGCACCUCUCACUCUGGAGAAAAAUUUGCGCCACUUAGCAUUUGUGUUGUCCGUAAGCAAUAAUCAGCAGACUGUUAAAGCAUGAAGCAGUAAUGGAAGCAGGGUGCUAAAGGAAAAUAAAAUAAUUUUUUAACGCAUCACUGCUGGAACUUUCGCGACACGAACGGCAUCCGCAUAUCAACGUGGCUUAGCGUUAUGAACAGGAAAUCAGCGAGCGCAGAGAGCGUCCGGAAAUCAAAGAAUUUCCGCAACUAUUAUGAUGGUUAUUUUUGGGGGGAACUGGAUAAGUGCCGAAGAAUGCUAAAGCUUUUUCAAAGAAGUGAAUUAAACUGGACAUCUGCGCUAACCGCGAGUGCAUCGUCCUAACGCAAACCUUAACAAUUUGUCAUGUGUGUAGACAAUAAAGAGAAGCCUUUCCCUCAUGGUCCUCCCUCUUAAAAAAUAAAGACGUUCAAAAAAAUCCCGUUACUUUUUACUGAUUCUCGAAUCACAUACUACCUGUAUUCCUUUCAGUUUUUGCCCUUUCAGCAUUGCUUGGCAAUAUUUUUCUUUGCCAAGUGACGAGCAGUAGCCGGUGUCUCCCAAAGGCGCCAACCUCUCCUAUUACAUCAUGUCAUUAAAAGAUAUAUAUACAUAUAAUAUCGUGCGUACUGCUGAACGCUAUACAAUGCUAAUGAAAUGCCUAUUGGUUUUUUGUAACCUCAAAAGCUGCUUUUAAAAAAAUCUGCCUAAGGAAACUGUGUGACAGUCCUUUUUCUACAACUUCAGGACAGUUCAAGCGAGAGCCCUCAAGUUGAUGAUCCACAACCAAGAGGACACGCCGUCCAACAACGAAAGAAAGUAUUUCUGCGAUGAAUUAAAUAAAUAAAAUCUGAUUACAACUCGUGCUUACAACUCGACGUAUUCUGCUCUGCUUGGAUAUUUUACGGUAUGCGAGCAAUGAAACAUAAAGACGUUCCUUAAUCACAGUGUUACGUGCUUCUCCCCCGUACUAACAUUAUCUACUUUGAAACGUGGACGUUUCGGAACACGGUUUAGUUGCUCUGAAGCGCAUGUAAUGAGCUUUGUGCACGACGCAAGCCAUUUUGCAACGUUACAGCAUAAAAAUAUGGAAUGCGUAUACAUAAUUUCCAGCAUCUUGCAUAAUGUUCAGCCGGUUCAAAAAAAAAAGAAAAAAAAAGAAACAAUGCAGUUUCAGUUUAUUCUACGGCUGAUGGGAUGCAUCGAUCAAUGUCGUAUUUCGUUAAUAUUGGGCGCUAAACAAGUUUAAAAGUGAAAAUAUGAAAGCAAAUGAUAAUAUUAUGACCUUGGACAUCAGAAACAAGGCCUUCAAUACUACUGCGGAUUUUACGUUGGCCGAAGAAUAGCCCCAGGCAAAGCAAGAGAUUCCAUGCCUUCUCGGUGGGCGUAAAUCAGCACAAUAGCUCUGUAAUUUUGUUUGUGAGCGCUGAGAUAAAGUGUUCUGCGUUUUUUUUUUUUUUCAGACUGCUUUAAUGCUCUUCCUAUGAACACGGUGGAUUGCCAAGGUAAUGGAGCAAAGAUGUCCCAUUGAUACGAGUGCGCAAUGCUCGCACGCGUAUUUCGGUGUGAGAUUUAAAGAGGGUGAAGAUUAAGCUUUAACCACAUUUGUAAAUAUUCCUUAUUAACGGAUUCCACAAUAGAGUGGCCGAAGGAUUAGGCCAGGGAGUUAUGCUUUAAUUGACGCUUCUUCACCUUGCAGUGACUGCUUUCAGAGUGGAAAACGAAAAUCCUACUUUGGCCGAUAACAACCAAGCAAAUGUGUGCCCUUUCUGAUCUCGCUAGAAAUCGGCGGAAACGAAAUCAAGGUUGUUAGGUAACCUCACAAUAUACGCAAAUGAAAACACACUGACAAGUUUAUUUCAGCUCACAGCGAACCAACAC